AUGCACCUAAAUAGGUUCCUAAAACAUAAAAAUAUCUUAAUUUUUGUUAAUUAUUAUUGGACGAUUUUAUUUAAUUUUAAUAAAACUAUUUUCCCUGUUUUUCCAAAAAAUAAAUGUAAAAUAUUUAAACAGUUCCACUGUUCCACAGUUACUUUUUUGUAUACCUACCUCCAUAUAUACACCUAUUUACAAAUUAUUUAAUCAUUUCCCUCUUUUAUUUGGUCACACUUUAUUUUGCGCUUCUGAGCAGCUGAUCACUGAGAAUUUGGAAAGGUGGGGGAGGUACUUCAUUUAUAUAUAAAAGCAUUUAUUUAUUUUUACUUUCAUUUUCAUUUUACUUUAUACCAUCGUGUAAAGCGGGCUAAUUUGCAAAUUUUGGUCGUGAUAAAUAUGGAAAUUGAA
Meloidogyne enterolobii is the source of this 402-nucleotide messenger RNA. Lineage: Eukaryota; Metazoa; Nematoda; Chromadorea; Rhabditida; Meloidogynidae. The record is from the annotation of a GenBank genome assembly.